AUGGACGUCCGCGUUCGCGCAUGCGCGCUACUCGCACUAUGGGCUGGUUGGGUGCAAAUUACGGCUCCUUACAUCGUAAGAAACCACCCUUGCUGCCUGGACCCCAACGACAAUCUGACGCUGGCCAUGAUCAUCGAUGCGUUUGAGAUCUACGGGCACGACCCCACGGACAAGCUCGACAAUCUGUGGCUGUACCAGAACGAGAUGCUCCGAGUUAAAACAGCUGAAGAUCAGUACAUGAUCAACGAGCGAGUACACAUCGCAACGGACCAUUUGGGGCGUUUCAUAAAGCUGCAUAUUCAAGAGUUGAAGGUGCUCCUGAUAACUCUGGAUGAUGUGAUAGACAAUAUGCUGACGAUGUACGAAAACCACAACUCAAUAGCUGCAGAAAGGAAGGCGACCUACACGGGAGGACCAGUGCCUAUGGAAUUUUAUCUCAGUCAAGAAUUCUACUGUGGCAAAAACGUGUACAUAUUCGUGUCAGAGUUAUACACUGACAUUUACAACAUGGGCCGCGGAGUUGCACCUUACUGUAAAGACAGGUCUUUCGUAUUCCUCGGCUUCCUACAUUACCACGACGAGCAGAAGUACUACUUAUUAGACGAUCCAAGCAUUUCUUUCCCUACCGACAACUACUUACACGGACUGGAGUGCCAAAUCGGUGUCUGUGUGUUCAGGUUUCCGUUCAAAAAGAUACUUCAACAGACCAGAGACGUGUCCACUUUGCCCAAGGCUAUAGUCAAGUGCGGCCUGGUGAUGUACAAGCUGCCGCCACUGAGUGCCACCUCAUGUAUAAUCGCAUCGGGGUCCUUCAUCCUGGACUUCAAUAUACAGGGCUUGCGGUACCGGCAUCAUGAUUUCCUACUAACUACACCAAACGGCCAUACUUAUUACACCAAAGAGCCUCGUACACCACUGAUUUGCGACCAUCACGUGUGCGAAUGGAAUUACACGAAUCAUUACGGGGGGCCGUUCGAUGUCCCCGGAGAGCCGGGCAACAUCGACAUCAUCAUACCAUACGUGGAGCCCACGCCGAAACCGGACGAGCCUGUGGACAACAUCACCGUGCCUUAUAUAUUGGAAGGCUGCCUGUUCAUGUACCCACCGAACUACGGAUCCAUCGCCGGGAAGAGUUACCUGGACACUGUGGAUCUACACGACGACAGGUUCACGUGCAACGCCGCGGGAGGAAACAAUAAGGGUCUGUACUGGUAUCCACAAUGGAUGGGUGCGGUGCCCCAUCACCCAUACUCGUCAUCGCUGGGGGACCAGAAGGACGCUUAUCAGCAGUCCUCGAACGCGUUCUACCCGCAACAGAAAGACGACGACGGCGAUGACGACGUAGAUUAA
Messenger RNA from Chilo suppressalis (striped riceborer), 1350 nucleotides. NCBI's taxonomy places the organism in Eukaryota, Metazoa, Arthropoda, Insecta, Lepidoptera, Crambidae. The record is from the annotation of a GenBank genome assembly.